GAAAGUGUUCGUCCGGGCAAGUGCGGCCGGCGAGAAACGAUGGCGGCUUCGAGGAACCUGUGGAUACCGGUGGCCGGUUUGGUGGUGGUACUGUUGGCUGUACUGACCGGCCCGGUCGGUAGCUAUUCGCCGUUCAAGAAGAACAACCAGCAUGGUUCGUUUACCCGAACGGGCGGACCACCGAACGGUGCGACUGGCCAGCGGGAGCGGGAGCGCGAGCGAGAGCAGGAACGACUGGCCAGCCCGUACGUGGCUCCGUUGGCCGGGCUGGAGGGUACCGGGAAGCGGAUGGCCAACGACUUCCUCGAGGACCUGGGCAAGAGCGCGUUCGAUACGGUGUACCACUGGAAGGUAAUCGAUUUCAUGUAUCCGUCGCUCCAGCUGCGCAAUAAUGCGAUUCGUACGCGUGAGUUUAUUCCGGAAAAUAACCUCCCGCUCGGAGUGGAUCGGUUCCGAGACCGGCUGUUCGUGACGACACCCCGCUGGAACCCGGGUGUACCGGCGACGCUGUCUUAUUUGCCACUGCCGGCCCAGGAUCGAAGCCACCCGCUGAUGCCGUACCCGGACUGGAGCUACCACACGUCACCGCGCAAUCCCGACUGCUCCAAGAUGAUGUCCGUCUAUCGUAUCCAGGUGGACGAAUGUGACCGCCUGUGGGUGCUGGAUGCGGGCGUCACGGACACCCUGACCAACCUGCAGCAAGUCUGCCCGCCGAAGAUCAUGGCGUUUGACAUGCAGAACGACGAGCUGCUGUUCACCUACGUCCUGCCGCCGGAGCAGAUUAAGGAGGACUCGCUGCACACCAACAUCGUGGUGGACGUGCGCGAGGGACAGUGUGAGGACGCCUUCGCGUACGUGGCCGACGUGUGGCGCAACGGUAUUACCGUGUUUGAUCUGCGGAAGUUCAAGAGCUGGCGCACGACGAACCACCUCUACAACCCGAACCCGAUUGCCAGCGACUACAACUACCAGGAGUUGAACUUCCAGUGGUCGGACGGUGUGUUCGGAAUGUCGCUCGCGCCCGUCCACCGAUCCGGCGACCGGAUGCUACUGUUCCACCCGAUGUCCAGCUUCAUGGAGUUCCAGGUACCCGCCUCGAUUCUGCAGAACGAAACCGUCUGGGAGGGCUUCGGGCUGGCGGCUAAGGCAUUCCAGCCGGUCGGAACGCGCGGUCGCCUCGGCCAGUCGUCCACCUCGGGCGUGGCGAAGAACAACGUGCAGUUCUUUACGCUCGUGCAGCAAUCGGGCGUUGGCUGCUGGGAUCUGAACAAGCCGUACAACCGCAACAACCUCGGCGUGGUGGAGAAGAACGCCCAAAAGCUGACCUUCCCGAACGACCUCAAGCUGGACCGCGAGCUGCAGCAGUCGGUGUGGGUGAUGAGCAACAAGCUGCCGGUGUUCCUCUACGACAAGCUCGACUACACCCAGACCAACUUCCGCGUGCUGAUGGCCGACGCCCGGAAGGCCAUCGAGGGCACCGUGUGCGAUCCGAGGGUGCCACCGAGUUUGGCCUUCGAUGCCGCGCAGCUGGAGUGCGAGCUGCAAGUUUAGCGACACUACCAAGCCGCGGCCCUUUCCGCUCGCCACUCAAACCACCGGAAGGUCCAAGAUCUAUUGCUAAGUGUUUUUACCCCCUAUAGUAUAGUGACAACAAAGGAGAAAACUUUAACUCGCAGCAAUCAUCUUAUGGACCGAACCAAUGUACUUCCGACCUCAGACCACCAGUGAUGAUGCGGGGUUGUGUCACAUAUUCCCAUGAAUUACUGUAAUAAACUCCUCUAUGAAAGAUU
Messenger RNA from Anopheles coustani, 1790 nucleotides. Its product is annotated as protein yellow-like. The record is from RefSeq and is a predicted model, not a curated record. Gene Ontology annotation, cellular component: extracellular region. Bases 40 to 1551 code for a protein of 503 amino acids. The transcript is spliced from 2 exons. Lineage: Eukaryota; Metazoa; Arthropoda; Insecta; Diptera; Culicidae.